CAACUUGGUUGGUCCCUGGUUUUGGUGGUGAGGAUAUCAGGAGAGCUGCAGGUAGAGUGCAUGACCUGUAGGUGCUGUGUGCCUCUGCAGUACUUUUUUGAAGUAUGAAUGGAUGAAACAGGACAUUUAUAUGGUUAUUGAGAAUGUGAUUUAGUGGUGGACUUGGCAGUGUUAUGUUUAUGGUUGGACUUCAUGACCUAAAGGGUGUUUUCCAACUAAAUGUUCUAUGAUUUCUGCAGGAUUUCCCCUCAUAUCAGCAUUUCUGUUUUAAUGGGCACUUCCCCUGUCUGAAUGAGGCAUGUUCUUUGAGUGGGAAAGGACAAGUUAGACAUUUUUAAAGGCUUCUACCUCUAGUAAUCUGGACAUCUUUGUUUUGGCAUAUAAAUUGCUGUAUUUCCUUGUACUUUUCAGUAGCAACUUGCCACUUGCAAUACAAAUAAGACUAUGACUGUACUGCAAGAGGCUGAAGGGAAAAGUGGUAAUUAGAUGCUAAUUACUCAUGCAUAAUUACUCAUGGGUAAAUUAGUUUAAAAAGUUGCAAAUACAGUUCUUAAUACUCGGGGACUAAUCUUUGAGCCUUGUCUCUUGACUGUGUGUUUGUUGUGUCUUGAACAUUGAAUAGAUGUAGAUGUUUUCUGGUUGUGACUUGGCUCGCUCGUGGGAGAGGUAAUUACCUGUUCAGUUAUUGCAGGCUGGUGCUGGGGAUGUUGAGGGUGUGAUUCUGCACAGGACUGAUGUUUCUCACACUUUCACUUCAGGCCAUCAUAGCCUUUAAUUGCUGGAGAGCAGUGAGUGGAAAUCACACACCAUUUGGGAACUAUCUGUUCCUAGAUUUAAUACGGGAAAACCCUGCAGGUCUGGGGGUGUCAUACAAACUGGGCUCUUUGGGGAGUACUGGUAAUUGCCCUGAGUCUGCUGCUUUUCUAAGGUCAGCUAAUGUGUGCUGCUUAUCUGGAAGGUUGGAGAUGUUGUUUUGAACCUAACUUGACUGGCCCUUUUCUGAAUGAGAUGUGUUUAGCCUUACAGUCAUUUCAUGAGUUAUAAGAAAAUACAAGCCACUCUUGGGAUUGGUGCUCAAACAGAAAGAGAAGGCCAGGAGUACUGACUUGUGGCCACCUCUGUGAAUUGGGGUUGGCUUUCCAGAAUAUAAUGAAAUUCUGAAUCUGGUUUAGGAUUAAGGAUAGGAGUGCAAGAGGUUACGUAGUCAAAUUUUUUGGGCACAAACCACUGUGUCUAACAACUAAUUUGUGUUCAGGGUUUGGUCUGAAUGCAAGCUUAUGCUCUGAAAGGCACAUAAAGGAGUGAAAGGUACACUUCCAGAGCAAAUGCUGAGUUACCUUAUUUUCUGUGAUGGAUGCUCGUGUUUUGGAUUUAUGAUGUUACAAAAAGGGAACAGGAUAAAGUUAGCUGCUGCUGCUUUGCCUAAAAGCCUGUUUGGGUAUCCUGAGUGGAUCAAGUUGUCUAAGAAAUUUGGAUGGGGCAUGAAUUAACACCAGCCUGUGGGAGUGGGCUACCUGGACAGUCUGUUCCUGCUCUCACCUAGCUGAGCCUAGGGAGCUGCUGCUUUAGUGGUCCUGCAGCCUGAGCUGCCAGUACAGACAGUGGGUGGCAGAUGGGGCUUUGCUGAUCAGUGACCCUUCUUCUUGUGAGUGUCCCAACAAGCUCUCAGAAGUGUUUCUCAGGUGAGGAAGCUGGGCAUGCAAUUUCACAACAUGCUGUUUGUGUGAGGCCUUGAUCUCUGCUAAUAAUGGCUGUUUUGUCCCUGUCAGGCCCAGGAAACCAUAAGGCUGAGCUUAGGUGUUUCAAAGCUUGGUGUUAGAUCCAGUGUAGCAAGUGAAAUGAUUUUCAGAGAAGAUGCUCACUAUCCUUUCUCUGAACAGGUGUGGAGGUGUAUGCUGUUGUAAGGGCACCUGGAGGAGUCUGGAGCAAUGCCACCACCUUCAGACAUUGUGAAAGUGGCUGUUGAGUGGCCAGGUGCCAAUGCCCAGCUGCUGGAAAUAGAUCAGAAAAGGCCUCUUGCAUCCAUCAUCAAGGAGGUCUGUGAUGGGUGGUCGUUGCCAAACCCUGAGUACUACACGCUGCGUUAUGCUGAUGGUCCUCAGCUCUACAUCACAGAGCAGACUCGCUGUGACAUCAAGAAUGGAACUAUCCUCCAGCUGGCAGUCUCCCCGUCCAGGGCAGCUCGCCAGCUGAUGGAGAGGAUCCAGUCCCACAGCAUGGAAGCCCGCCUGGAUGCCAUGAAGGAACUGGCAAAACUUUCAGCAGACGUCACCUUUGCCACAGAGUUCAUCAACAUGGAAGGGAUUACAGUGCUGACACGGCUUGUGGAGAGUGGGACCAAGCUUCUAUCCCAUUACAGUGAGAUGUUGGCUUUCACCCUGACUGCCUUCUUGGAGCUCAUGGACCACGGUAUUGUCUCCUGGGACAUGGUCUCAAUAACCUUCAUCAAACAGAUUGCAGGCUACGUGAGCCAGCCCAUGGUGGACGUGUCCAUCCUGCAGCGCUCCCUGGCCAUCCUGGAGAGCAUGGUGCUCAACAGCCAGACUCUGUACCAGAAGAUUGCAGAGGAGAUCACUGUGGGGCAGCUCAUUUCCCACCUGCAAGUCUCAAACCAAGAGAUUCAGACAUAUGCCAUUGCCUUGAUCAAUGCCCUCUUCCUGAAGGCACCUGAGGACAAGAGACAGGAAAUGGCUAAUGCAUUUGCCCAGAAGCACCUGAGGUCUAUAAUCCUAAAUCAUGUGAUCAGAGGAAACCGUCCCAUUAAAACAGAAAUGGCACAUCAGCUCUACGUCCUGCAGGUCCUGACCUUUAAUCUCCUGGAAGAGAGAAUGAUGACCAAGAUGGAUCCCAAUGAUCAGGCACAGAGAGACAUCAUAUUUGAGUUGAGAAGAAUUGCAUUUGAUGCAGAGUCUGACAGCAACACCGUCCCUGGCAGCGGAACGGAGAAACGCAAAGCCAUGUACACCAAGGACUACAAGAUGCUGGGAUUCACUAAUCACAUCAAUCCAGCCAUGGAUUUUACACAGACUCCUCCUGGGAUGCUGGCAUUGGACAACAUGCUUUACUUGGCCAAAUUUCAUCAGGACACCUAUAUCAGGAUUGUUCUGGAGAACAGCAGCCGAGAGGAUAAACAUGAGUGUCCCUUUGGGCGCAGUGCCAUUGAGCUCACCAGGAUGCUCUGUGAGAUCCUGCAAGUUGGGGAACUCCCCAAUGAAGGCCGGAAUGACUAUCACCCCAUGUUUUUCACCCAUGACCGUGCAUUUGAGGAACUGUUUGCCAUCUGUAUCCAGCUGUUGAACAAGACCUGGAAAGAAAUGAGGGCGACAGCAGAAGAUUUUAAUAAGGUUAUGCAGGUUGUUAGGGAACAGAUCACAAGGGCUCUGCCCUCUAAACCCAACUCCUUGGACCAGUUCAAGAGCAAACUGCGCAGCCUGAGCUAUUCUGAGAUUCUGCGGCUACGCCAGUCUGAGAGGAUGAGCCAAGAUGACUUCCAGUCUCCACCUAUUGUGGAGCUGAGAGAGAAAAUCCAACCUGAGAUCUUGGAGCUGAUAAAGCAGCAGCGCCUGAACAGGCUUUGUGAGGGAAGUAGCUUUAGGAAAAUUGGAAAUCGCAGAAGACAAGAAAGAUUCUGGUAUUGUCGCCUGGCUCUGAAUCACAAGGUGCUACACUAUGGAGACCUGGAAGAUAAUGCCCAGGGGGAAGUGACCUUUGAAUCUUUACAAGAAAAAAUUGCAGACAUCAAAGCCAUUGUCACAGGGAAGGACUGUCCACACAUGAAGGAGAAAAGUGCACUGAAACAGAAUAAGGAAGUGUUAGAAUUGGCCUUCUCCAUAUUAUACGAUCCCGAUGAGACCUUGAACUUCAUCGCACCUAAUAAAUAUGAGUACUGUAUCUGGAUUGAUGGGCUUAAUGCCCUCUUGGGGAAGGACAUGUCCAGUGAGCUGACCAAGAGCGACCUGGACACGCUGCUGAGCAUGGAGAUGAAGCUGAGGCUCCUGGACUUGGAGAACAUCCAGAUCCCCGAAGCGCCGCCGCCGAUCCCCAAGGAGCCGAGCAGCUACGACUUCGUGUACCACUACGGCUGAGGCCGAGCCCGCGGGGCCGCCGCUUGCUGCCGUGCCGCGGGCUCGGGCCGGGCCCCGGCGCCGCCCGCCUUUUGUAUCGGUUCCAAUAAUAACCAGUAGCGCUCCUCGCC
Passer montanus (Eurasian tree sparrow) is the source of this 4195-nucleotide messenger RNA. It is a transcript of the gene ELMO2, whose product is annotated as engulfment and cell motility 2. The transcript has 20 exons. NCBI's taxonomy places the organism in Eukaryota, Metazoa, Chordata, Aves, Passeriformes, Passeridae. The record is from RefSeq and is a predicted model, not a curated record. Gene Ontology annotation, biological process: actin filament organization; cell motility. The coding region runs from base 1929 to 4085 and encodes 718 amino acids.